ACCACGAGAUCAACCGUCACACGGCUAAAGACACUGCCAGCCAUGUCCUGCCUCUGAAACAAAAAUACAAUUUUUAGCAUUUUAAACGGGCACAUCAAGACUAGAUCUGCUAUUUUUUCGCUGUAUAUAUCAAUAUUUUCCUUUUUUAUAUCUAUACACAAUUAAUAAUACGUGCUAAAUUUAAAUAAAAACAAAAAUCAAAAAAUAAUCGAGGAGGAGAGAGAAGAUGUCUUCCCCUGCGCAGGAGAGGAGCUCUGGUGUUCAGCUGCUGAGCGCGGUGCUGCUGCUGCUCUCGCUCUCUGGUUGUUUGAGCAUGGAUGUGCUUGUGCACAACAACAUCGAUGCGCUGAACGGCUCAACGAUCAGAAUCUCCUGCACGUUCACGUCUUGCUACAAAAUGGAUGUGACCAAGUUUUCCAUGAACUGGACAUUCCAAGAAACACUCAACGACACAGAGGACAGGUUUAUGACUUUCGAUGUAAAAAAAGGAAUGGUACCUUUACGUCCUGAGCGGUUUGGAGAGAGGGUCACGUUCGCUGGAAACCUGGACAAAAACGAUUUGUCCAUCACCCUGUCAGAUGUUAAGGUGGACGAUGUGGGGAUUUACAAGUGCCAUGUGAAGAAUCCCCCAGACCGCAUCCAGGGGCGUGGUAUCAUACAGCUUAAUGUCGUCACCGAACUUCCCCCGCCAAGGGAUUCAACCAUUGCAGUCGCUAUAGGGGCAUCAGUGGGUGGAGCGUUAGCUCUACUGAUCCUUUCCAUGGUAGUAGUGAAAUGCCUUCGUCGACACCGGAAACAGGAACUGAUUUCGGAUGAGAAGAUGGAGGAGGAGGGGAAACUGGAUUGUGAGGGUGUUGCAGAGGAGGGAACCAAGCAACCAUAGCUGGAUCACCUGAUAGAACCAGCAGAAUGUGGAGCUCUCACCCCAAACACCCCCGGGGACCCGCACCCUGUUCCUGAAGAUCUAACGUAAACACUGUUUAAUCAUUGUCCACCAAUGCUUCCAUUCCUUGUGUGUGUGUGUGUGUGAAAGACAGAAAUAGAUGUGUGUGUAUGUUUUUCCUUAAUAAUCCAGGGACGCUUUUCCUCAAACUAACCACUUAUCAUAUAUUACUUUAAACAUAUAGUUCCAGGUCAGCAUAAAUAGCAUUACCAGUGUAAUGACACUUUCAUGGUAUAUAAUAAGACAGGCUAGGGCUGGACGGUAUGACCUAACAGUUACCCCAUAGUAUAUAUUGAGUAUAGAAUGGUCACAGCAUCGCACCAUCUAGUUUUUGCUCUGGUUAUUUUGCUGGAUGUGGUUUCAAAUUCAGUCUUGGAGCUUUGGGACAAAGGCUAUUUAUUGCCAGAAGUCAAUUAUCAAUUACCCAUUAAUAAACCUAACAGUGAGCUUCAUUUGUGAUGGAAGUUAAAAGCCUUUCUCACUGCAGAGAAGAGAGUGUGUGUGUAGUGUGUUUGGAGGAAAUGUGUGCCAUUAGCUCCACUGUCUCGCAACAGCUGCAGUCCAACCGUUGUUUUGUGCAAAGCAUUUUCAUUUUCAUUUAUUUUUUUUACAUACUGUGAAUUCAUUGUCACAUCUCUCAACUGUGAUUAUGGGUACCGUGUCCAUAAUGUGUGUGUUAUGUCCUGACACAGCUGAAUAUUUGGCAAACGAUGUCUCCAUGUCUCCACGGUGUCAGCUUGUGUCCGAGCCAGCGAUCUUUUCUGAAACAUUCCUUAAAUACGUGGAAGUUUUCCACGCAAACACUGCCCUGCACUGUGACUUGUCAUAACAGAAAAAACACAGGUAGGCCUACAGCUCAUACAAACUCAUAGUGCAGUCAUGACACUAGCUGUGUCCAGAACCACUGUGUAUUUACCACACAGUGCGCAAUAGUAUUUAACCCCUCAGCAUUUGCCUUAUCUUAAAUUUAAGUGAGUAAAUAUAUUCAGGGUUACAGAUUUGGGCGUUCCGCCGUCUCGCUGAGCUGCUAUUUCUGUGGUGGCAGGACACAGGGACUCAGUAUCUGCUGUUGCCUGCCCCUCACUCAUUAAUAAUAAAGGAACAUUAUGAGUUGUGAUUUUAACAUUAGUCAACUUCUAAAUAAUAGUUUGACUACUGUUAGCUCGGUAAUAGAGAACACAGGGUUCAAUACAGCCACGUUUCAAGCCACGUAACAAGCUACUUGUUAUGCUAACAAGUUAUGCUAACAAGUAGCUUGUACUGAAUGGAUGGAGUUGAUUAUAUUUUGACAUUAUUUUACGUACUAUAUGUCGCAAUACUCCACCGUGUUUUACAAUUAUUAAAUGGUGACAUAAAACAUAAAUUGUACACUGACACACUUUAUGUGAAUAUAAUACUUUUUUAAGUUGAAUUUCAUCAGCCUAAGCUUCAAUACUGUUAGAGCAGGUGAAAAGAGAAGCAGGUAACUUCCCCUAACGACAGGUGCUAAACACGAACGAGGUUUUAACGUGGAAAACCAUACACUCUUAAUGAAGCUUGCAUCCAAACUGCAGGGAGACACUACCACAGUAAUGGCAGCUUCGCUUACUUCCGGUUCUUUGUAGGCUUCAUCUUAAUAGCGUUCCCACACAGCCUUGCAGAAUUAGCCCAAAUAGUGGUUAAAUAGUUUUAUUCCAUUCUUGAACAAGUGACUAAAAUGAAUUUCUGAAUGUCCGGGUGACUGAGCCAACAUGGACAAUACCGGGAACCUGAUCUUGAGCAGCUAAAUGGAAUUUAGCCAUUAUUUUAUUCUGCUGUUUACACCUGUGCUUUUUCUCCUGUGACAUGUUCACAUUUCCUGCUGUAAAAAGGGCAGGUGGAGCAACAGGUUUUACAAUAAUGUCUUUGUUUGUUUUGUUUUGGUUUAAUUUUGGUUUACAUUCAAAAGUGUCUUCAUUAGUGUUAGUGUUUUUACAAAGAAGUGGAACAUUUUCUCUCAGUGACACAAAUGAGCAACUGCAGUUCUACACUAAUAUUUAAAUAGAGUACCUAAAUAUUUAUAUGUGUACAGUAUAUUACAGGUUAUACCAUCCAUCCCUAUAUAUAAGGGUAUGCUAUGUUACUGCGCCCAAAAACCAAGGUUGCUGUGACAGACACAGAAGUCAGUUCAAUUUCUUAGAUCGUGUGAUACCAAGAAUAGUCGCAACCGCAAUAUGUCAUGCGAGCCUUUGCACACACUGCAUAGGAUUAACAGUGGCAGUGUGUGACUUUUUCUGUUUCAUACAAAAUAAAGCAAGUGCUAUACGGUUCGACAUGAAGUGCAUUGUUGACCAAAUUAAGUCAAAAACAUAUCAAGACAAUUUCGAGCGAAAACUCACUUUGCGUCCACAGUCACACACACAAGUCAUGUUUUAAUGCGUCUUUGAGCCUUUGUCAUGGAGACCCACACACAGACAACACAGUUAUAUAGAAACCAUGACCUACAUCACACAGCAAUAUGGGAAACAAUACCAAAUGAAUCAUCUACUCAUGUUGUAAUCAAAUUUGAUGGGUAGAAGUUGUGAUCUUGGCAAAUGAAGCAUGUACAAUAAACUAUACUUCCAUGGAUGCACGUCAAACAAUGCAUAUCAAAAAGAAACAUGUGCAGUCGUACGAGACAAUAAAAUACUUAAUUCUGUUCAGUAAAGUCAGUCCGAGCAUGUUUAAACCCCUGACUCCUGACUUUCAUUUUGAUUUAAUUCCGAAAAAUGCACGUGCAGUAUAUCUUUUGCAGAAUGUCCAAGGUAUUUGGUUGAUGAAUAUAUAAAUACAGACCAUAACUGUUUAACAGGUCACUUGACAUUCUUCAAACUUGACAAGUGACUUGCUAAGGGCACCAGAGAGUGCAGAGCUGACUUUGACAAUGUUUGGAGAAGAAAUGCAAGAUACAGGAGAUCAGUAGAAAUGCUAAAGGAGCCAAUGUUCAUGAAACAGGCAAAUAUUGAACGGGUACUGAAUUUAAAAAAAAAAAAAAAAACAGUACAAUCUAUCAAACUAUUUGACUCUAAUUCCAACUGACUCUUGAGCCAUUUUAAUACAGCUUUUAAAACAUUUUACUCUCAGACAAGAAAAACAAUAGUGUCUAUUGUAAAGCAGACCAACAUAUGAAUAUUUAAACUAUUGUUGUCUCCAAAGUAAUGCCUUUACCUCAACAGUGGUGUUUAACUAACUGUAUUUUGAUAUUGUUUUGCACAUUAACAACACAUUGACACAUGUUCUUGUAUCACCACAAUGGAGAGUAUAAUGGACAUAAAUGGAAAAGAAGAUAAUCUUAGGGAGACGGUCUGCUGUAACAGAAAUGUGGCAUGGGAAUUGUAUGUUUGGACUGGAAAUAUAUUGGUUGUGCAUUGUUUAUUUAGUUAUGGCACUUUGAAUGUGAAAAAAAAAUAUAUAGAUAUAUUCUCUUAAAAAUAGAUGACUAUUUAAUGUCAAUAUUACACAUUGCAGCAUGUGCACUUUGUUAAUUUAUCUCUGAAUGUCUUACUAUGUUUUAGCUAUAACAGCCAACUGUGUCACAAAUGAUGAUGAUGAUGAUGAUGAUGAUGAUGAUGUAGUAUCCGUGCUACCUGUGAUGUCUCAAACUGGUUGCCUGUGUCACCCAGCUACUAGUUAGCGUUGGCUGGGACAAUCCUCUAGUAUUUGACAUUGUUAAAAAUAAACUGUGCAUAGGUCUGUGUUUAGGUCUUUGUUUAGUGGUCUUAUUAUGGCUUUUACUGUGUAUGAUUUUAUGAUCUGUUUUCCCGGAUUGACAAGUACUUUGUGAUUUCCCGAUUUAUCAGAAGCAUAUCUUACACAUGAGAACAUAUUCAUUUAAUCAAUUUAACAUUUUGAAAUAGUUGAGAUAUUCCAGGAUAUCUUUCCAGGACACUGCUGUCUGUGUGUGUUCAUGCAUGUUUAAAUUGCAGGGUUUGCGUCAUAUACCCAUAAGGCGAUGACAUGUUAACAUAAUGGGCAUAUUUGGUAAUAUAACGUCAUAAUUAUGAAUAUUAAGAGUAGCUGCUUUAUUUCUCAACCAGAAACAGUUCAGUCAACAACGAACAAGAAUACCAAUACGAAACAGAUGUGCUGUACAGUAUCUUUGUCAUUGCUACCCAUUGUUGGUUCUGAGUUAGCCCUGCAUAUUGUUAUUAUAUCACUUCAAAAUGUUAGUGGACACCAAACUAAUGCUUGCACUGUGCCUCUUGAAAGCACCUGCCAUUAUAUUAUGUAUUUAAAAUAAAGAUGGAUUAGAAAAAUGUGA
Solea senegalensis (Senegalese sole) is the source of this 5201-nucleotide messenger RNA. It is a transcript of the gene scn2b, whose product is annotated as sodium channel, voltage-gated, type II, beta. Lineage: Eukaryota; Metazoa; Chordata; Actinopteri; Pleuronectiformes; Soleidae. Gene Ontology annotation, cellular component: membrane. The coding region runs from base 227 to 883 and encodes 218 amino acids. The transcript is spliced from 6 exons. The record is from RefSeq and is a predicted model, not a curated record.